AUCGCCGCCGGUGCAGUGCGUUACGCGUCGCCCGUGUCGUUGGUGUUUUUUGUUCAGUGCUUACGAUUUAUCGUUAUUGCAUUUAGAUACAGUGCGAAAUUCAAGCCAUUCUCGCGACCGUAUGAUAAAUGUCGACGGGAAAACGAGAGUUGUCGUCGCGAUCGUAAGACAAUAAAUCAGUAACAAUAAUAAUAAUAUAAUCAAUUACCGUCGUCGCGUCGUUUGCCAGACCGCCAAAGGGCAAUCUCAUUGUUUAGUGUGCGUCUGCCGCCGCCGUCGCCGCCGUAACACCGUCAGUGCAUCGCGAUCGCGUAGUUGCAGCCGGCGUCGAGUGCGUUUUACCGGCGUACCAGUUACCGGGUAUAAGCGCGUUAACGUCCAUAAGUAACCGAGAGCCGAGCGCGAUUUCGCGCCCGCGCAGCACCGACCGCUGAAGUUGCAUACUAAUCAUCAUUACGAUACGGUGACAGUGAACGUCCGAGUACAUCUGCGUAUUUCCAGACUUUGCGGAGACCGGUUCACACGCGGCACGAAUCAUGUUCGUUGACGUGCUCAAACGAUACUUGCUGAUCGUGUGGAACUUCUUCUUCGGACAGGUCUCUACAGAAUCCAUAAAAGACAGUCCGUCCAGCUCUGAGGACCAACCAACAGUUUUGGCUGAUGUAGUUCCGCCUGUCGAUGAUGGUAGCAAUGACAUUAAUAUCGAAAACAAAGACGAUGAAGAUGAGGAUAUCGAAGAGAUUUUCAAUAACGAAGAUGAAGAAGACGAAGAAGAAGAUGAUGAAUUGGAAUUAGAAGACGAAGAUGAAGUUGAAGAGGAUGAAAAAGCAGCGAUUGUACCUAAAAAACCUGAAAGUAAAGUUGUAACAAAUGACGCACCUACUAAACCCAGCGUUCCGGCCAACAAAAUUGAAGAGGUCAAGGUACCGGACGUGUUGCCUAAGCCGAAAGACGAAAUAAAAAACCCCGAGCCGCCAAAGGUCCCGGAAAAAACCACUGGUGAAAAAGAAAAGCUUAAAAAUGAUAUCUAUAACGCAAAAAAGUCAGAGACUCCCGCCAAGUUAAAGCCUGAAUUUGAGGCGGGCGAGAGGGAAGAAAUUCCCCUCACCAAACCUGUGGUAUCUGAAAAGGACGCGUCCAAGUUCAAGUCGUCGGAGUUUGAAAUAAUCGAGAGGGAAGACAGAGACGUGCCACCAUCAAAGCCAAAGGCUGAGUUCGAAAUCGCCGAGAGAGGAACAGCGGUGAAACCAGUGCUGCCGCCGCCGCCACCUCCAUCGUCGACGUCGAUGACGAUUAAAAGUGACCCGGCCACCGUUCCGGAUCCAGCCAAAGACAACAUUAGUCGGCCGGAAGUAAAAGUUGAUAGUGAUGACAAAAAAGCACUGAAACCGGCGGCGCCAGAAAAUAAGAUCGCGGCCCACGUGAAAUUUCAAAAAGACGACGUCAACGAGAAUUCGGGCAAAGGCCAUGUGCCGGCGGUGGACUUUGCGACACUGGAAAAAGAUGAAACGGUCGUCAAACCGCCGGUAGUGACAACAGGUAAUGCCGCCGCCGGAGAUGCAGUCGAAGAUUUUUUGUCAGCCGAACAGGCGCACGGCGGUCAACUCCUGCACCGCCACCACGAAUCCAUUCAAGACCAACAGCUGGACUACAGUGAUUCCGGCGAAGAGCUAUCAGACGACGACAUUGAAAUUGAUUACGAGGACGACGAGGACGACGAAGAAGUGGUAGAAGUGAAGCCGCUGCCGCCCGUCGCUCGUAGCGUUUAUAAAAAGAACGACUGAACCACCGCCGUGUUUUGUUUAGUCGUCUCGGCGAGCCAUUGUAUAAAAAUAGUUAAAACACAUAUUUUUUUUCUUUUUAUAAUUGUAAAUUAAAUAAAAAAAAAAAAAAA
Molecule: messenger RNA, 1894 nt
Organism: Rhopalosiphum maidis (corn leaf aphid)
Lineage: Eukaryota; Metazoa; Arthropoda; Insecta; Hemiptera; Aphididae
Product: protein IWS1 homolog
Exons: 3
Coding region: 537-1784 (415 amino acids)
Source: RefSeq, a predicted model, not a curated record